GGCGCAGAUCUACGGUACAAAACUCAAAAGCAAACCAAAAGUGUGAAAAGAGAUCCAUUUGUUGGUGUUCAUUUGAAUGUUUCCUUUGAAAUUUGCUCUACGAGCUGCUCCAUUUCGUGCCCUCGCAAUUAGAAAUUUGACGUCCUCGGUUCGCCCAGCGUCAGCCGUUCAAAAGAAGUAUUUCUCUGCCAGCGUCGCCGCUAUGGGUGAAAAGAAAUUCACGGAGGAGGAGCUGCGUCAGCGUCUCACAAGCGAGCAGUUUGAGGUCACCCAGAACAAGGGAACUGAAGGUGCAUUCACCGGUGAGCUAGUGAAUGAGAAGGGCAAGGGCAUGUACAAUUGCAUCGUCUGCGGCGUGGAGCUAUUCUCGUCGGAUACCAAGUUUGACUCCGGUUCAGGAUGGCCAUCGUUCACUGAUAUUGCCAAUGCGGGAACCGUGAAGCUCAUCGAGGACAGUUCGCAUGGAAUGGUUCGCACCGAAGUCACCUGCGGAAGUUGCCAUGCCCAUCUGGGCCACGUGUUCAACGACGGUCCCGGUCCCAGUGGCAAGCGCUACUGCAUCAACUCGUGCUCGCUGAAGUUCGACAAGGAGUAAGCGCCACCUCUACCGUCCGCACCAUACACUGAUGAGUAGCAGCCUGAAGGUGGUAGCAACCUCCGCAGUACACGCCGCUCUAGUGGCAAUAACCGCUGCAUUUGAAGGCUCCAGAAGUUGAUAACCGUAGUCACUACAUGGGCUCACAGCCGUACGCCCUGCGCCCUACGACCUUCUUGCCACCGAUUGACUUACGAAGUGAGUAGAUAGAGAGAGCUCACAUGCUGCACAUGCUGACAAACUUGCACAACCUUUCUCACGACUUCCUGCCGAUGUUGCAUGGUAUUCGUCCUCGGAGACGACCUAAUUCACUCCCUCCCACUCUCUCUCUCUCUCUCUCUCUCUCAUCUUUCUACUACCAUUUCGAGAGCAGUGCUUCAUAUAUACUAAGUUAGAGCAUCAAGUAGAGUAAUAUAAUUAUAUUUCCCCCAGA
Molecule: messenger RNA, 1028 nt
Organism: Sycon ciliatum
Lineage: Eukaryota; Metazoa; Porifera; Calcarea; Leucosolenida; Sycettidae
Product: peptide methionine sulfoxide reductase MsrB-like
Exons: 6
Coding region: 77-595 (172 amino acids)
Biological process (GO): protein repair; response to oxidative stress
Cellular component (GO): cytoplasm
Molecular function (GO): peptide-methionine (R)-S-oxide reductase activity
Source: RefSeq, a predicted model, not a curated record